AUGCCGUCUCAAGAAUCUCCUUACAAGUUUCUCACCAUGCUUGUCGUGGGUCUAGGAACAUACGCUCUCUACAAGUUCCUCAAGACUCAGGGCAAUUCGCCUGCUGAUAUCUCUAACGCCACCAAAACUACACAAAAGACCGCAACUCGCGAAGAUCUUAUUGCAAAAUUUGGCGAAAAACCUGAGAUUGUCAAGGACGAAGAUACUGGCGAGUACUUUGUCCAGGAUCCCAAAAAUCCAGACAAUAUCACCCCUAUCACCCCUGAGGAAAUCAAGAUCCUUAACCAAUACCCCCGAGAUGCACAACAACCCCCUACCGCGCCACAUCCACAGCAACAGCAACAACAACCACAACAACAAGAGCAACCUGCCGCUGUCCAACCACCUGCAUUUGUUGGCGACGGUGUUAUUGGCCCCGAAGACUUUGAAGAUUUUCAAGAAGAUAUUGAGGACCCUGAGCUCGAAGCGCUCAAUCGCGGUCUGGCUGACGAGGAAGAGUUCCGACAGCACCAGCAACAAGCCGGUUUUGGUGCUGGUGGUGCCGGUCCUGGUCCUGCUACUGCCAAUGCUCGUGCUGCAUCCGGCACGAAGAUAAUUGGUACCAAAAAGGCUAAAUCUCUUGAACGCAAGGAUCAAAAGCGUGCUUUCAAUGAAUAUGUCCGUGAAAUGUCUCUUAUGCAAAAGGCCGAGAAUGAAGAACAAGAACGAAUGUACGGUGAUUUGAUCCAAAUGGAACGUGACGAGCGUAAGCAGCGCAACGAGGAGGCCGAAAAUGAGCGCAAGGAACGUCUUCGCAAGCAAAAGGAAAUGGAGGAGGAUGCUCUUGCCGCUAAAGAAUAUUCCCGAAAGCGUCUUCAAGAGCUUGAGCCUGGACAAUACCACGCCAUCCUUAGCCCUGAUGAAAUUGGCAUUGCCCACGGACUUGCCGACGCUUUUGUUGUCAAUGAAGAUUCCUUUGUCGUUAAACUCAGCCAAGAUGACAUUGAAGCUUUUGCUAAGGCUCUCCAAGAAAAGGGAACGGUUUCUUACGAAGAAAUGGCUGAUAUUCUCACUCAAAUUAAGGCAUAA
Magnusiomyces paraingens is the source of this 1068-nucleotide messenger RNA. RefSeq lists its product as uncharacterized. The coding region runs from base 1 to 1068 and encodes 355 amino acids. The transcript has a single exon. Lineage: Eukaryota; Fungi; Ascomycota; Dipodascomycetes; Dipodascales; Dipodascaceae. The record is from RefSeq and is a predicted model, not a curated record.